GCUCGUGCGUUGGAUCUAGGUUGCCAUUUCGCACACAGAGGAGAAUCAGAGCGCAAAACCUCUCUGACGUCGUAUAUAAACCCAACGCCGCCACUAGGCCGCACUCCGAUUCCCGGUGCCUUCUUGGCUCAUCUCACUCGUAUUCGUUAUUCCUACUCCGUCUCUCUCGGUCUCCGUCAUCACUGAAUCGCGAAGUGGAAGCUUCAACCAUAUAUUUUUCUGGGUUCUGAUCUCUCAUUGGACAAUCGCCGGCUGCAACGAUAUCUUCUCCCCCUCGCUGCCCCACCGUUCCGCUCGGGAAUUGUUCAGCUUUACAACCCUUUCCAUGGCAACAGAGGAUGUCGUGGGGAAGAGCACGGGUGAGACCGCUGUAACGACGAUUGUAAACCUGGCGGAGGAGGCAAAGCUUGCGAGAGAGGGAGUAAAGGCCCCGAGUGACGCGAUCUUGAGCGUCUGUAAAUCGCUCGUUGCUGGAGGCGUCGCCGGAGGAGUAUCACGGACUGCUGUUGCUCCACUUGAGAGGCUAAAAAUUUUAUUACAGGUCCAAAAUCCUCUCAACAUUAAAUAUAAUGGAACAAUUCAAGGCCUGAAGUAUAUUUGGAGAACUGAGGGUUUCCGAGGAUUAUUUAAAGGAAAUGGUACUAACUGUGCACGUAUCAUUCCAAAUUCAGCUGUCAAAUUCUUCAGCUACGAGCAGGCAUCCAGUGGGAUUUUGUGGCUUUACCGGCACCAAACUGGCAAUGAGGAUGCACAGCUUACUCCUGCAUUGCGCCUUGGUGCUGGAGCAUGUGCUGGGAUAAUUGCAAUGUCAGCCACUUAUCCUAUGGACAUGGUCAGAGGCAGGAUCACAGUCCAGACUGAGAAAUCUCCUUAUCAGUAUCGAGGGAUGUUUCAUGCAUUAGGCACUGUCUAUAGGGAAGAGGGUUUUCGAGCACUGUACAAAGGCUGGCUUCCAUCUGUCAUUGGAGUUGUUCCCUAUGUCGGCCUCAACUUCGCUGUAUACGAAUCUCUGAAGGAAUGGUUAGUUGUAUCUAAGCCAUUUGGCCUUUCUGAUGACCAAGAGCUUAGCGUGGCUACAAAACUUGCAUGUGGAGCAGCUGCUGGAACAGUUGGACAAACUGUAGCUUACCCUCUUGAUGUUAUUCGGAGAAGAAUGCAAAUGGUGGGUUGGAAGGAUGCUGCUUCUGUUGUGCGAGGUGAUGGCAGAAUUAAAGGACCACUGGAAUACUCUGGAAUGAUCGAUGCUUUCAGGAAAACAGUUCGCCAUGAGGGCUUUGGAGCUUUGUAUAAGGGACUUGUUCCAAACUCCGUGAAGGUGGUGCCAUCAAUUGCUAUAGCCUUCGUGACAUACGAGGUCGUAAAGGAUAUCCUUGGCGUCGAAAUGAAAAUUUCAGAAUGAAAUGGGGAUUCGUAUGACUGCUACUACUUUAAAGCAUGGGGGGUCCUUAUUUUUGUUGGUGAAUGACACGCAGGGCAAAGUUGGAAGCGCUGGUAUUCAAGGAACUUUAGUUGAUAUAAUAUACCAAUUGAUUGUAGUAAGAUAUAUUCAGCUCUGCACGAAAUUGGUUUCCACCUUUGACCUGAAGAAAUAAUGAAUUCUUUAAACGGCAGAAGAGGGUGAAUUUAUGUAGCUUACUCGCAUCCUUAAACUAUUUAUUUUGUUGUCAUCUGUUGUCAUCAAAGACCGUUUUGUACCUAUUAAAUAUAUUGGUUGUCGCUGCUCCGCGCCAUCAUGUGAAAUCUAACUUGACUCUAAUAUUGUUUGUUAUAAGGUUACUUUUCAUUCAAAUGAAUUGGAUUGAAUGCAAAUGGAUUUUACGUCACAAA
Messenger RNA from Dendrobium catenatum, 1827 nucleotides. Its product is annotated as mitochondrial adenine nucleotide transporter ADNT1. NCBI's taxonomy places the organism in Eukaryota, Viridiplantae, Streptophyta, Magnoliopsida, Asparagales, Orchidaceae. The record is from RefSeq and is a predicted model, not a curated record. Gene Ontology annotation, biological process: transmembrane transport. The transcript has 8 exons. Bases 326 to 1399 code for a protein of 357 amino acids.